AUGGACAUUUUGCAGAGUCGCCAAGAGCAACUUCAGGUGAUGUCAACCUGUGACAAAAUCCUCAAGUGGAACGUGCUAGGUGUUCAAGGUUGUCUCCUCACGAAAAUCAUGGCGCCAUUUUACUUUACAAGCAUCACCCUUGGUGCUGGCCUAGCUACAGUAGUCGUCUCCUACCUGUUCACCACCUACUAUAACAUCAUCAUCACCUGGUCAUUCUACUAUCUGUUCAACACCUUCACCUCCCUCCUGCCGUGGACCCACUGUAAUCACACGUGGAGCUCUCCGGCCUGCUGGGACUCUGGUUCGGUCAACGCCACUUCGCCCAAUGACACCAUCUCGCCCACCGAGAACUUCUUUAUGAACGCCCUACUUCAGAAAACUCCUCGAAUGGAAGAACAGGGAGUAAUCCGAUGGGAACUGGUACUCCUGUUAAUGUUAUGUUGGCUGAUUGUAUAUUUCUGUAUCUGGAAAGGUCCUAAGUCCACUGGCAAGGUUGUUUAUGUCACUGCCAUCUUUCCAUACAUUGUACUCAUCAUCCUGUUGAUCCGAGGAGUAACUCUGCCGGGUGCCAAGGAAGGAAUUCUGUUCUUCAUUAAACCGAAAUGGUACCAACUUGCGGAUGCUAAAGUAUGGAUGAACGCAGCCAUCCAAAACUUCAACUCACUCGGCAUAGCAUUUGGUGGACUCAUAACAAUGUCCAGCUAUAACAAGUACAACAACAACAUAAUUAAGGAUGUCGUUUGUCUCGCACUAAUAGAUGCUUUCACGUGCAUCAUGGCCGGCUUUGCGAUAUUCUCCAUCUUAGGUGCGUUAGCUAUGUCCCAGGGCAAAACGGUGGAAGAAGUUGUGACUGAAGGGCCUGGUCUCGUGUUUAUCAUUUAUCCGCAAGCUUUCUCUGAAAUGCCAGUGGCACAGCUGUUUGCGUUCUUGUUUUUCCUCAUGCUCAUCUGCCUUGGGAUCGACAGCCAGUUCGCUGGUGUCGAGGUGGUCGUCACGGCCCUACAAGAUCAUUUUGCCCCCCAAAUCAAGAAAUAUCUGAAAAGGAAGGAACUUCUCGUCCUCCUCGUUUGUUUGGUUUCCUUUCUUGGUGGACUUCCAAAUGUCACUCAGGGUGGCAUUUACUUCUUCCAGUUAAUCGACAGGUAUGCCGCCGGGGUGUCUGUCAUGUACCUGGCGUUCUUCGAAGUUAUUGCCGUCACCUGGUUCUAUGGGGCCAAACGUCUUGGGAGAAACAUACAAGAGAUGACAGGCAGAGCUCCCUCAUAUUUCUUCAUCCUUUGCUGGUACUACAUCUCUCCUCUCUUCAUAUUGGCCAUUUUGAUCUUCAGUAUGAUCCAGUACUCGGACCUGAAAGUGGGUGGCUACGUCUACCCGAAAUGGGCAAUAGGUAUUGGAUGGUUCAUCGCUUCUUUGUCCCUCGUUUGUAUCCCCUUGGGCAUGUUUGAUGCUGUCUACAAUUCUAAAGGGAAGAACUUGUGGCAGGUGCGUGUAAUUUUGAAUUUCACUAUUUGA
This is a messenger RNA of Octopus bimaculoides (California two-spot octopus), 1512 nucleotides long. Its product is annotated as sodium- and chloride-dependent GABA transporter ine. Gene Ontology annotation, molecular function: amino acid:sodium symporter activity. The record is from RefSeq and is a predicted model, not a curated record. Gene Ontology annotation, cellular component: plasma membrane. Gene Ontology annotation, biological process: nitrogen compound transport; amino acid import across plasma membrane; sodium ion transmembrane transport. Lineage: Eukaryota; Metazoa; Mollusca; Cephalopoda; Octopoda; Octopodidae.